AUGGGUGUCGCGCAAAACCUCAAGCUCUGGAAGAACAAUGUCACCUUCAUCGACAGCAAUGGCGAAGAAGUCACCAAAGAAAUCCCACGAGUGGUCCCUCCAGCACCAUGGAAGGUGAUUGCCCUGAUGGACAAGAAAGCGUGGAUGUACUUCUUGCUUGGUCUUGGAGCAUGGACAGCUGAUGGCUACGAUUUCAAUGCUGUCAACCUCGUCGCUACAAACCUGUCCGUGGUCUUCGACAGGCCCUUGACUGAUAUCACGCUUUCAAUCACGCUCACACUGCUCUUUCGAUCCAUCGGAGCCUUCAUCUUUGGCAUGCUGGCAGACUCCUACGGUCGCAAGUGGCCACUCGCGAUCGAUCUCUUCAUUCUCGCCGUACUGCAGAUCGGCACAGCAUACGCAGGGAGCUUUCAGGCCUUCAUUGGCGUACGGGCAAUCUUUGGCAUCGCAUGGGUGGUGUUUGGGGUUUUGAUCAACCUGACUGCCGUCCGGUACUCCGGAGAGGGCUGGAAGGCUAUCUUCCAUGUUGGUGCUGGGUUCACAGGCUUGAUGGCGAUCCUGGUGUGCAUAAUGCCGGAAUCCAAGAUAUACAAAGACGAGGAAGAUAUCAAGGGCUGGAACGAGCGUGCUCGAGCGGUCGCUAAAGACCUCAAGAAAGCUGCCAGGCAGUACUGGGGCCGGUUCCUCUACUGCGUCAUACUCUCCAUGGGCUUCAACUGGAUGAGCCAUGGCAGUCAAGAUGUUUACCCAUCCUACCUCCAGGUCCAGAAAGGCUUCACGCCCAGCGCAAAGAGCACUGCAACGAUCAUCGGCCAAUGCGGUGCUAUCACUGGCGGAGCAAUCUGCGGCUACUACUCCCAGUUCAUCGGUCGACGACUGACGGUGGUCAUUGCAUGCAUUUUCGGCGCGUGCAUGAUACCACUUUGGGUAAUCCCAAACAGCUGGGGUGCCAUUGCUGGGGGCACAUUCCUCAUACAAGCUGCCGUGAACGGCGCUUGGGGCGUGAUGCCAAUCUUGUUGAACGAAUACGCUCCGCCACAGUUUCGGGGAGUCUUCCCUGGAACCGUCUACCAACUCGGAAACAUGCUUAGUGCGCCGGCGGCGCAGAUCCAGACCGUGGCUGCGAGCGGAUGGAUCAAGCCUGCGAAGAAUGGUCUGAAGCCCAACUACAGUCAGGUCAUGGCUAUAGUGAUGAGCAUUGUCUUCGUUUCUGUCGCCAUCUUCACCGCUUGCGGCCAAGAGCGUUUGGGCAGCCAUUUCGAGCUGGUCAAGCGGGCAGGUGCCGAGGGAGAUGUCAUCAAUGACAAGGCCGUGGCUACCAUCGACAACGAUCGAACUCAUGCCAAUGACCUGGAGCUACAGAAGGGCGCAUGUGUCCACAAAGAGGAUGUUUGA
This is a messenger RNA of Cyphellophora attinorum, 1395 nucleotides long. Its product is annotated as Carboxylic acid transporter-like protein. Lineage: Eukaryota; Fungi; Ascomycota; Eurotiomycetes; Chaetothyriales; Cyphellophoraceae. The transcript has 5 exons. Gene Ontology annotation, molecular function: secondary active monocarboxylate transmembrane transporter activity. Gene Ontology annotation, biological process: plasma membrane lactate transport. The record is from RefSeq and is a predicted model, not a curated record. The coding region runs from base 1 to 1395 and encodes 464 amino acids. Gene Ontology annotation, cellular component: plasma membrane.